AUGACGAUCCCAGCUUCAUUCAAUAGAGUCCUUGUGACGGGCGCAAACUCCUUCUACGCAGCCGCCAUAAUGGAGAAGCUUGCAAAGAAGGGGGUGGUCAUCCAUGCGACUGUCCGCAGUGAAGCAGCUAAGCCUCCUCUUGAAGCUUGUUUCGGUAGCUCAAUCAAAGUCUUCAUUGUGCCUGACAUCACCGCGCCAACUGCCUUCGAGGAGGCCAUAGUGGACUGUGAUGCUGUUUUCCAUAUCGCGUCCCCGUUCCGCUACAAGUUCACCGAUGCGAAGCACGACGUCCUCGAACCAGCAAUACAAGGAGCGUUGUCCGCCCUAAAAGCGGCUGCCACGGAGGCCAGCGUACGACGUGUCGUCUUCACGAGUUCAGUAGCAGCAUGCAUCAACCCCGUGCAUCCUACUGGCUUCCAUCGUCCAGGAUACGUGUACACAGAAGCUGACUGGAACCCACUAUCAUUCGAGGAGGCAGCUACCUACAAAGCGUUCCCUCCAGUGUACACCGCGUCCAAGGCCUUGGCCGAGAAAGCAGCGUGGGAGUUCAUGGAAGCCGAGCCGCGAUCCUUUGACUUGGUCUGCGUUAACCCGUGCCAUACGUGGGGGACUUAUAAACAACAUGUGUCAUCGCCGGACAAGAUGAAUGCUACGAAUUCUGAUUUGGCCCGUUUGAUGGAUGGGGUUGAGUCGGACCUCCCUCCUACUAUCAUGCCGUGGAUGACGGAUAUUGAUGAAGUGGCCCAAGCCCAUGUCAAUGCCCUCUAUAACCAAAGCGCAUCUGGCAGAUAUAUCAUUGCCAACUCCCCAUUUGAUUUCCAACAGGUUGUUGAUCUGAUGCACUUGCAUUUCGCGGACUCGGACUGGAUCAAGAACGUUCCUCGGGGCAAUCCAGGCAAAAGAUCCAGAGAGGAGCUAGGAGUUGUCUAUCGGCCGUGGACCCAGAGCGUUAUCGACUUUUGUACUCAAUAUGCGGCUGACAGGAAACGCUGGACCAAGAAUAGUUCUUGA
Messenger RNA from Aspergillus terreus NIH2624, 1011 nucleotides. Its product is annotated as SDR family oxidoreductase. Lineage: Eukaryota; Fungi; Ascomycota; Eurotiomycetes; Eurotiales; Aspergillaceae. The record is from RefSeq and is a predicted model, not a curated record. The transcript has 2 exons. The coding region runs from base 1 to 1011 and encodes 336 amino acids. Gene Ontology annotation, molecular function: oxidoreductase activity, acting on the CH-OH group of donors, NAD or NADP as acceptor.